AUGGACUCCACAGACGGCAUGGGCUUACGCCCGUCCGCACUGACAUUCGACUUCAUAGCGAAAUGCUCAACCACCAAAGCCCGCGCAGCAACCCUGCAUCUCCCUCACGGCCCUGUACAGUUACCAAUGUUCAUGCCCGUCGCCACGCAGGCCUCACUGAAAGGAUUAUCACCAAAGCAACUUGAGGAGACGAGCUGUCGACUCUGUCUGAACAAUACUUACCAUCUUGGUCUGAAACCAGGCCAAGCGACACUGGACGCUAUUGGUGGAGCCCAUAAGCUCCAGUCAUGGCCGCACAAUAUCUUGACAGAUAGCGGCGGCUUCCAAAUGGUCUCCCUGCUCAAGCUGGCCAAAGUCACAGAAGAGGGUGUUCGCUUCUUGAGUCCGCACGAUGGAACGCCAAUGCUCUUGACUCCCGAGCAUUCCAUAUCUUUACAAAACUCCAUCGGCUCAGACAUCAUCAUGCAACUGGAUGAUGUGAUCGCGACGACGUCUCCGGAUCUUACCCGGAUCAGAGAGGCGAUGCAUCGGUCGGUCCGGUGGCUUGAUCGAUGUAUUGCUGCGCACAAGAAGCCGGAGUCACAGAAUCUCUUCUGCAUAAUUCAAGGUGGGCUGGAUCUGGACUUGCGUCGCGAGUGCUGCAAGGAGAUGGUGAAUCGUGACACGCCCGGCAUUGCUAUCGGUGGUCUCAGUGGUGGUGAAGCCAAGGCCGAGUAUUGUAAGGUCGUUAAUACAUGCACUGGUCUCCUCCCAGACCAUAAGCCACGCUAUGUCAUGGGUGUUGGCUAUCCUGAAGACAUUUUGGUCUCGAUUGCCUUGGGUGCGGACAUGUUCGAUUGCGUGUGGCCGACACGAACAGCGCGGUUUGGCAAUGCUAUCACGAAUACCGGCACACACAAUCUCAAGAACGCAGCAUACGCCUACGACUUCGGCCCAGCCGAGGAAGACUGUGAAUGCAUGUGCUGCAGGAAGCCCGAGAACGGUGGUCUCGGCAUCACUCGAGCAUAUAUACAUCACACAGCGGCAAAGGAGACGGCUGGUGCUCACUUGCUGAGUAUACAUAAUGUCCACUAUCUGCUCGAUAUGGUCAGACGAGCACGAGAAGCUAUUGUUGAGCAGCGAUAUCCUGAAUUCUUGCACCGGCACUUCGACAGGCUGUAUGCAGGAGACAAGUCCAAAUACCCACAUUGGGCCGUUGACGCACUCAAAGGUGUCGGGGUUGAUCUCAUGUCGCCUCAACAUUGA
Molecule: messenger RNA, 1245 nt
Organism: Recurvomyces mirabilis
Lineage: Eukaryota; Fungi; Ascomycota; Dothideomycetes; Mycosphaerellales; Teratosphaeriaceae
Exons: 3
Coding region: 1-1245 (414 amino acids)
Cellular component (GO): cytosol
Molecular function (GO): tRNA-guanosine(34) queuine transglycosylase activity
Source: RefSeq, a predicted model, not a curated record